AUGUCUCUAAACGUGCCAUUAUUAACAAAACUGAUAGAUGCAUUUGGGUUAUUAUUAUGCGUAUAUUCAGUUAUUUCAUGUAUAUUUUUCGUAUUUAUUGUUUGUAAAUCAAAGUCAGUUCAUGGGAAUCUACGAGGGCUGUUGGUAAGCUUUGUAUGAUUGUUAUAUGUUGUAGUAGCCUUAUUAACAUUCUUUUAAAUUUAGAAAGAGAAGGAGUUAAGAUAGGGUAAGUUAACGUAAAGUAAGAUAAGGUAAGACAGGGUAAAUUAGAAGAAAGCGAGAGAGGGAGGGGGGGGAAGAGGAGGAGGACAGAAUAGGGUAGGCUAGUUAAAAAUCGAACUUAAAAAUAAAUAACAAUAUAAUUUAGAUUCUAGUAUCUUUCGAAUUCCGUCUAAUAGCCGUAUCCCGCUUCUUAGCAGACAUGUUCACCAGUUUGUGGGACAAUAGGACAUAUACUACAAUAGUAUGCAAUAUAUCAUCAUUUCUACAUGCAUUUGGCUUUGGUUUUGUUCAGCUAGCUUUUGCUACUGUAAUUAUAGAACGAGCUAUGGCCACAAAAUACCAUCAGAGUUACGACGAUUGGGACACAAAACUUACUCGAGUACUACUAGCUUUGUUGUUUACCUACGCUGUUUGUUAUGCUUGUGCCGUUGUUUAUAUGGGCAAUAGUGGGUAUUUGCAAGAGCAGUUUGAGAGUUGCUUACUCAUGGUUCGGUACCCAAUGUUUUUGGUUUUUUGGUAAGAAAAUGCAUUUUUAAAGUUAAAAACGACCAAAAAAAGAAAAUUUUUAAUUUUUAAAAACCAUAUUCUUUACUCUACAAGACUCUUCAAUCACAUAUGUCUUUUUAGCUGGGUAGUUUUCGGCAUAACGAUGAUCCUAGGCGUCUUACCAACCGUAUACCUCUAUACCUACAACAAGAAAAUGAGUGAGAUUCGAGCAAAUGGAACCUUGAAAACGCGUUAUCAAUACCAUGAUAAUGUUGUUGUAUUAAAGAUCAUGACACCGCUGGUGGUGUUUGGUGUGUUUGGUGUUGGCUGUGUUUGUAUAAUGGUAAUCGGCACGGCCUGGCUGAGAAUGAUGAACGGAGAACGUUUGGACAGCUUUAUGUUCAUGUUGUUUAAGGUAAAAUUAAAACUUUAAAACUAAUUUUAGCUUUAGCGUGAACCCGACUCUGAGCCUGAGGUUGAGCCUGGGUCUGAGCCUGAGCUUAAACCUCACUCUGAGCCUAAGCCCGAGCUUAACCCUAAGCUUGAACAUAAACUUGAGCUUGACCUUGAGUUUGUGUUUGAGCUUGAGCUUAAGCCAGAGCCUACGCCUGAGCCUAAUUUUGAGUUUGAACCAAAGUCUGAGCUUGAGGGUGAGCUUGACCAAGCCUGAGUUUACACCUGAGCCCGAGCCCGAGCCUAAGCCUGAGGUUGAGCUUGAGCCUAAAGCUGAGUCUUAGCUAUAAUCUUAGUUUUAUCCUUUGCUUUACGCUUAGGCUUAUCUGUAACCCUAGCCCCAACCUUAUCAUAAAAAAUAUUUUUAAUAAAAUAUGCCAUUUUCAGCUAACGUUUGUGAUGACCGACUGUUGCGCCUGUAUGUUUGA
Molecule: messenger RNA, 1589 nt
Organism: Bursaphelenchus okinawaensis
Lineage: Eukaryota; Metazoa; Nematoda; Chromadorea; Rhabditida; Aphelenchoididae
Source: the annotation of a GenBank genome assembly